AUGGACCCUUCGAAAGGCCGAGGUCCGUCUCAUUACUCGGCGUUCAAAUUGAUGAAAGACCCCGCUCUGGAAAAAGUCCACCAGAAAGUGAUCCGAUAUGACGGGACCGUCGCAAGCACGGAGUCGCCGAUCAUUCCGCGGGACCCACGGACGAAAUCCUUCUUCUGGACUCGAGGGAAGGCGCUUGAGCUCCUCGUACCAAGAUUCACCAUAGACGAUCACUACGUGGGGGUCCCGCCGGCGAUCGAAGUGACGAUGACCAACCUGAAUGACAACGCCAACACACAGUUCCUCGAAGAUCAUUUGCGCAAACAUUAUGGAACGAUUGAGGAACUCGAAGUUUUUUACCAUCCGAGAACGCGGAAGCAUCUAGGAAUCGCGAGAGUCAUGUUUUCUAACACCAAAGCCGCGCACCUGUGCGUGCACAAGAUGCACAAUAAUACCCUCAUGGGCAAAGUGCUCAACGUUUUCUUCGAUCCAUUCCGGAAACGGUGUAAGGAGCUAGUCGAAGAACAGACAAGCGAACGCCGAGUGCCCCCUGUGACGGCAGCGUCCACCCAGCUACAGCAAACGCCGGCCACCACGACAGUGCCAGAAGCAUCUACCGUUUCGACUCCAUCUGUGGCGCAGAGACCUCUACCGUUCGCAGCGAGUAAAGAUCUACUCACAGGGAGGUUCAAGAGAUCCCCAUCUAGUUCUCCAGAACGACCUUACGAGCGAUCGACGAAAUAUUCGCGUCCUCCUACGACCGAUCAACGACAGUCACUCGAGAGUCGUAUAGAGAUGUUGUUCAAUAAAGGAGGUAAAUCGAAUAGCAAACUCCCGCAGCAACCACCGCCUCAAGUACCGCCUCCACCUCCUACCAAAAAAGUACCGCCCAGCACACCGCCUCCAUCUCCGUUUAGGAACAAACGAAUGUAUCAGAAAUGGCAGCGAUACACCCGAUUGCGAAAGGAGAAUCGCCUCGAUCAGUGGCACAGCUCUUCUUCAGCAUCGGAGAUCACUAGCUCGGAGAACGAUUCCACUCCAGUAUACGAUGAGAAGCUCCCGAAAUUGUCGGGGGCUGAAUCUUUAUCGGAGAGCUCGCUGCCCGACGACGACCAGAUGAGUUUGAGUCCACUCAGUUCCGGGGAGGCCGACGAGGCGAAGAACUCGCUACCGAACACCCAGGUGGCGGUCCCCGCCGGCGCCCAGCCCCCUUACGUUCUCAACUAUCCGAUGUAUGCGCAGCCAACGACGUCGGCUGGAACGCCGUCGUACAGUAUACCUCCACCGUCUCUCUCGAAUGCCGCAGCCGUUGCCGCUGCGGCGGCGGCGGCACCGUAUAGAUACCCCGGUGGCUACGUGCAGUACCCACCGGCGGGUGGCCCCCCGCCUCCAUCGCCAUAUAAUCACGCAACAGUAGCGCAUCCCCUUUCCUCGAAUCAUGAGCAGUAUGCUCCCAUGUGGCCUGCUGGUCAACCGAACGUUUCUCUGGACGAUGACGAUCCAACAAUUAACAAGGUGCUCAACCUGCUGCUGUCGGAGCUCAAACAAAUCAUGCGGCGUGACAUCACCAAGAAAAUGAUCGAAAUGAGCGCUUUCGCCACCUACGACCAGUGGUGGAACGAGAACGCUAAUCGGGAGAAGGAGAACAUCGAAACACCGAAAGAAGUCGUUUCUACAGCGACCAAGCCGGCCGAAGUUGCUGCGCCAACCCUGUCGACAUUGUUCAGCUCCAAUACUGACGAAUGCGGCCUCGGCUCGCUACGGAUGGCGCUACCGAAAAUGCCUUCGUUCCGUAGGGCCCGUCCUCCGCCCCCGAUGCGCGAUGAAAAUCAAGAUGAUUCUGAUCGACUCGAGUCGAUAUCAGAAGGAGAGUUAUCCACCCAUCAAGAUGUUCCCAGUACGUCUCGAUCGCAGCGGCGCCAGCUCGCGUCGCGCAAGAAGCGUCGACGGAGCGAUACGAGCUCGGAGGAGAGUAGCAGCGAGAGCGCCGAUGAAGAAUCGCAUGCUUCUCGCAAAGUACCAACUUCUUCCCAAAUCGAUGAGAACUGUAGCGAUAUCUCAACUAGUGAUGAUCUCAGCGAUGGCGAGGUCACAAAACGCGCCAAGAAGAAAGUGUCCGUCAAAGAAAUCUACUCCUCGUCAUCGUCUGAGGAUGAAGCCGAGUGGGGCCGAAAGGACGAUUCGGCUUUGAACAUCGACGAGAGCUCCAUCGACAUCCUCGGAGAUAAGAAAUCUGCGCAAAGAAAGAAGGAAGUCCUCUCGGUCAAUAACGUGUUCACGGACUCAGAGUCCGGAGAGGAUGACGACACAAUCUCAGUCACGGCUUCGCCACCAAAACCGAAAGAAGAGCCCGCGUAUGACGGGGACUCGGCCGGGCCUGCCGAGAACUCCGAAAGCUUCUCGCCAGCCAAGGAGUCGGUGAAGGUCAUGGACGACAGUGAGCCCGUGGUGGCUGACGAAAGCGUUUCCCACGUCAAGAAAGGGGUCAGAUUCACCGAUGAGCUCAAUGUCGCCGGCGCGCCCGACGGGACCCCGGAAGCGGGCGCGAAAACUCCAGAACCCACAGUACCGAAGAAGAGAGCCAAGAAGACUGCAAAAGAAUCGCCUCGGGAAAUACUCGAUCAGCCCCAGGAGCCCGAGGCUCUGGAUGCCCAAAAGGAAAACGACCCCGUGUACAUUGAUCAUAGUUAUUGCCUCCCGAAGGAUGCAGAACCAGUGAAGAAAAAACGAGAACCCAAGAAAAAAACGAAGCAAGAAGCUUCACUCAGAGAACUUACGGCUCUAUUCGACUCAGCGCACGAGACGCCGAAGCCUCGGAAGGCGGCGAAAACCGCUGAGAGUGGUUUCUCGCCUCGAUCUGAUCUCGACGAAGAGGAGAUCCUCAACCUCUGUCUCAGAAAAGGUAUCGAUGCAGAAGACGUCCAAUACCUCAAGCGGACCUACGACAUGCUGCUGCAGGAUGAGAAGAACGGCGCGUGGCUCAGUGACACUCAUUGGGUGGAUCACGUGCCGACCAAUAUCCCAGACUUCAUAAAACGCAAGAAGGACAUCCGACGGGUACACGCUACGGGAUGCGCACGAUCCGAAGGUUUCUACAAGGUCGAUUCACAAGAGAAGCAGCAAUACAAGGCGUCGCAUGUACAAACUCAGGAGGCCCAGGACGGAAAGAGCAACAAACCCGUGGUUGCUGCUUCGCAAAUGUCCAGGGAAGCUCGAUCAAACCAACGUCGACUGCUGACGAUCUUCCAAGAGACCGAAGUCGUAUCGGACCUCCUCAAGUUCAAUCAGCUGAAAUUCCGCAAAAAGCAGCUCAAGUUCGCCAAGUCGACCAUCCACGACUGGGGCCUCUUCGCGCUCGAACCCAUUGCUGCCGACGAAAUGGUCAUCGAGUACGUCGGCCAGAGCGUACGUUGCAGUGUCGCCGACAGCCGAGAAGUGCAGUAUACCAAGGUUGGCAUCGGAUCAUCGUAUUUGUUCCGAGUGGACCACGAAACGAUUAUCGACGCGACGAAGUGUGGCAAUCUUGCACGUUUCAUCAAUCACAGUUGCAACCCGAACUGUUAUGCGAGGGUCAUCACGGUCGAAGGUCAGAAGAAAAUCGUCAUAUAUUCGAAAAGAGAUAUAAGCGUCAACGAGGAGAUAACCUACGAUUACAAAUUCCCUCGCGAGGAAGUUAAAAUCACCUGUCUUUGCGGAACACCUCAGUGCCGAGGUUAUCUCAACUGAGACCGAGUCGAUCAUCAUCAUCAUUGUUAUAAGUGCCCAUGACCGCUCUCGGAGUUUUUCACCCCUGAGUGGGUGAACGAACGACGGGUUCGUCAAAAGGGUUGUAAAAUUGUACAUAGAUACUUACUGGGAGCCUCUGGGAAGCGACGGGGUGAGGCAAGCUUGAGACGGUAUCCGUGAU
Molecule: messenger RNA, 3895 nt
Organism: Galendromus occidentalis (western predatory mite)
Lineage: Eukaryota; Metazoa; Arthropoda; Arachnida; Mesostigmata; Phytoseiidae
Gene: Set1
Product: SET domain containing 1
Exons: 7
Coding region: 1-3714 (1237 amino acids)
Cellular component (GO): Set1C/COMPASS complex
Molecular function (GO): RNA binding; protein binding; histone H3K4 methyltransferase activity
Source: RefSeq, a predicted model, not a curated record